AUGGUUCAUACUGUAUCAUCUGAAACCGAUUUUGGUAACAAAAUCCCUAAACCAGAAAUUCAAUGUAUUCCUUUUCUGCAACAUACUGAAACCAAACCAGAUAUCAAAAUCCCCAAAUCUGAAAUGCCCGGUUUUGAUUUCUCUACUGAUACCAAGCCGGAUGUCAAAAUCCCCAACUCUAAAAUGGCUGCUACCAAGCCGGAUAUCAAAAUCCCCAAAUCUGAAAUGGCGUUUGAUGAUUUCAAGCCGGAUAUUAAACCGCCGAAACCUGAAGUUGAUGUGAAGCCUGAGUCGGUGGAGAAUAGUUUACCUGCGGAAAAUCCUGACGAGGAGGAGUGGGUGACUGUUUAUGGCUUCACCUAUGGGGAUAAAGAGUCUGUGUUGCAAGAAUUCGGGAAAUGUGGUAUUGUAUUGGAUUAUGAUCAAUCGGAACAGGCUCUAAAUGGACGAAAGCAGAGCGUUUAUGGUUCAGAAGACCGAAUAAGGAAAUCCCUCCAUGGGGCUAUCAGUCUCCUCCACCGAUCCGAAGGCGAAUAUUUCGUUUUAGCAGAAACAGGUAACGUGUACAGUGUCACAUUAUCCACAACCCCGGCUUGCAGGUGCAACUGCCAUGACAGUACAGUCCCAUGUAAACACAUAUUUUUUGUGUUUCUUCGUGUUCUUGGGAUAUCUCAAAAUGAUUGUCGCAUUUGGAGAAAGGGCCUUAAGCCAUGUCAACUCACAGAGCUACCCAACAUUCCCACAUCAGCUGAGGCAUUAGCUGGUUCCCGUGCACGUGAAGAAUUUCAUCGCCUAUAUUCAAUGUCAGAGGUGAAUGUUGGUCCUCCACCAAGUAUCAAGGAUGAGAAUGUAAUUGAUGUCCAAUGUCCCGUUUGUCAUCAGGAAAUGCACUUUGCAGCUGAAGCAGUAGAAUGCGGAUCCUGUGGGGAUGUAGGACAUAAGAGGUGCCUGUCAGUUUGGAGGAAGAGGGUAGCAGGGAGGGUACAUGUAUGCGCUAGUUGUAGACAAGAGUGGGUUAGUGCGGAGCAGAAUUGGUAUACAAACCUGGCGGACUACAUGGAUUAAGAGGAGAUCCAAGAAUUGGUACAGAAACUUGCGAACUACUUGGAUUAGGCCGAGAUCGGUAUUGGUGAUUAAUCACAGUUGCUGCUAGAGAUGUGGAUUUGUAUAUUUUGUUUCACGGUAGUGGUCUGCUUUUGCUUUUUGCAUAUUAUUGGGUAUUGGUUUACACAUUUAACUAGAAACCUUGCUUUAGACGCAUGUAUCCUAACUUUCCUAAGACGUUUUAAAGCCAUAAUCACUGAUAGGAUAAUGUUU
This is a messenger RNA of Papaver somniferum (opium poppy), 1317 nucleotides long. RefSeq names its product mitogen-activated protein kinase kinase kinase 1-like. The transcript is spliced from 3 exons. The record is from RefSeq and is a predicted model, not a curated record. Gene Ontology annotation, molecular function: zinc ion binding; ubiquitin protein ligase activity. NCBI's taxonomy places the organism in Eukaryota, Viridiplantae, Streptophyta, Magnoliopsida, Ranunculales, Papaveraceae. The coding region runs from base 1 to 1065 and encodes 354 amino acids.